GGAGGAACUUUCUACCCUGGUGCCCACGCAGGAAGAGACUGAACAGAUUCACAACAACUGCAGGCAACAUAUUUGUUAAGGAGAUUCUGUCCAUCGACCUACAGAGAAACAUGGCGUCCAUGCUGACUGAAGAGCAGUUCUGGUGCAGCAUCUGUCUGGAUAUCUUCAAGAACCCUACCUCCAUCCCAUGUGGGCACAAUUUCUGCCUGGAGUGCAUCAAACGCUUCUGGGACACGAGACAUCAUUCGCAGUGUCCACUUUGCAAAGAUACCUUCGAAAACCGUCCAGAGCUCAGGGUCAACGUCGGCUUAAAAGACAUCACUGAGCAAUUUAAAAAGUCUGUGAAGGAUAAGCCAGCACACAAGCCAAUCCCGAAGAGACGAACCACAAGACAAACUUCCAGGUUUAAUGUUUCCUGCGACAUCUGCCAAGGAAACAAAGCCACAGCGAUCAAGUCGUGCCUCGUCUGCCAGGCAUCUUACUGUGACGCUCACCUGACGCCUCAUCUAAUGGAUCCAGUGAUGACGAAACACAGACUGAUGGAUCCCGCCACCUUCACCAUGAGCCACUUCUGCAGGAAUCACAACAAGCUCCUGGAGAUGUUCUGCAUGAAAGACCAAGUGCCCGUGUGUGUGAAAUGCACCGAGUGGGACCAUAAACACCACGACACCGUCCCUAUUGAGAAGGAGAGCAAGAGGAUGAAGACUCGGAUAAAGAAGACAGAAGCUGAGUUUCAAAAGAUGAUCCAGGCCAGAACCAGAAAGAUUGAGGAAAUUGAUAAUUCCACGGAGCUGAGCAGAGCAAAUAAAGAUGAAGAGAUACAGACCAGUGUUCAGGUCUUCACGAUGGUGAUCAGUGCCAUUGAGAGAAACCAGGCUCUGCUCAUCGAGGAGAUCGAGCAGAAGCAGGAGGCAGCUGAUAGGAGAGCAGAGGAGAGUCGCAAAGAGCUGGAGCAGGAAAUUAACGAACUGCAGAGGAGAUGCACUGAGCUGCAAUACCUGGAGAACACUGAUGACGCUCUUCAUCUCCUACAGAGUUUCCCCUCUCUGAGUGCUCCGCUGUCUACCAGGGACCGGUCCGAGGUCAGCGUCCACUCAGACAUCUACAUAGGGACAGUGAGGAGAGCUGUUUCCAAGCUGGUGGACGUCUGCCAUGAACUCGAGAAGAAAUUCUCUGCAGAAGAAGUGAUCAAGACGACUCAAUACGCAGUGGACGUAACUUUGGAUCCUGUGACUGCUGCAGGCUGGCUGUCUCUGUCCCCGGACGGAAAAAAGGUGAGCCUCAGCAGCCAGCCCAGGAAAAUCAUGCUCCCCGACGACCCCCGUAGGUUCGACUCCUGCGUCUCUGUCCUGGGGAAAAGAAGCUUCACCUCAGGGAGACACUACUGGGUGGUUCAGGUGGGAGAUAAAACAGACUGGGAUCUUGGUGUGGCAAGGGAGUCUAUUAAUAGAAAGGGGGCCAUCACGGUGCGUCCUGACAACGGCUACUGGGCGAUCUGCAGGCGUAAAGGAGGCAGUCUGAGCGCCUGCGCUGGGCCCUCCGUCACCCUCCACCUCCAGGAAACCCCUCAGAAAGUGGGCAUAUUCCUGGACUACGAGGAAGGAUCAGUGUCCUUCUACAACGCAGAAAAAAAGACUCACAUUUACACCUACAGCGGCUGCACCUUCACUGAGCCUCUCUACCCGUACUUUAACCCCUGUCUUCAUGACAACGGGAAGAACACCGCCCCGCUGGUUAUCUGCCCCGUGGAGGUUGAGUCCAUGUACAGUCUGCUGCGUCUGAUGAGGAUGAUCAGAGCACUCAACAUGUCAACCCAAACAGUCAGAAACGUGGCCUCUGUGACAUUUGAGGAGCAGUUCCGAUGCUGCAUCUGUCUGGACAUCUACACAGACCCCGUCUCCAUCCCAUGUGGACACAACUUCUGCCAGGACUGCAUCGAAGGCUUCUGGGAUACGAAGGACAAGUGUGAGUGUCCACUGUGCAAAGAGACAUUCAGAAACCGUCCAGAGCUCAGGAUCAACCACGGAUUUGCAGACAUCAUUGAAUUCUUCAAAAGGUCUCUGUCACCCACACUGAGACAUGAGGAGGAUGCUGGUGUUUGCACGAAACAAUUCCCAAACCAACUCUCCGACGCUGACAAUGUUCCCUGUGACAUCUGCCACGGGAACAAGUCGACAUCGGUCAAGUCGUGCCUCGUCUGCCAGGCGUCUUACUGUGACAUUCACCUCACUCCUCACCUGAGGGAUCCAACCCUGCAGAGGCACCGGCUGACGGAUCCGGCCACUUUCAACACCAGUCACCUCUGCAGAAACCACAACAAGCCGCUGACGUUGUUCUGCAAGAAAGACCAGACGCCUGUGUGUGUGAAAUGCACCGAGAGGGACCAUAAGAAACACGAGGUUGUCCCCAUGGAGAAGGCGAGCAAGAGGAUCAAGACUCGUCUGAGGACAACAAAGGCUGACAUUCAACAGAUGAUCCAGGCCAGGCUGAGAAAAAUGGAGGAGAUCAAAAAUUCAGUGGACCUCAGCAAAAAAAUCACAGAAAGAGAGAUUCAGGGCAGUUCUCAGGUCUGCACCAUGCUGAUAAGCGCCAUCCAGAGACGACAGGCCGGGCUGGUCGAGGAGCUCAAAGAGAGGCAGGAAGAAGCUGUUAGGAGGGCUGAGGAGCUGCUCGACGAGCUGGAGCAGGAAAUCAAUGAGCUGCAGACCAGGAACAGCGAGUUGCAGCACCUGGAGCUCACUGAGAACCCUCUUCACCUCCUACAGGGUUUCCCGUCUCUCAGCAGACUCCCAUCCACUAGAGAGUGGUCUGAGGUUGCAGUCCACUCCGAUAACUGCAUGGGGACAGUGAGGAGAGCCGUCUGUGAGCUGGCAGAUGUUUGUCAGGAAGUUGCUGACAAACUGUCUGAAGAAGAGGCAGACAAGAUGAAUCAAUAUGCAGUGGAUGUGACUCUGGAUCCUGAGACUGCUUCAGGCUGGCUGACCCUGUCUCCAGAUAGAAAGCAGGUGAGCCUCAGCUGCCAGAAGAAGAAGAACCCACUCGCAGAUAACCCUCAGCGGUUUGACUCCUGCGUCUGUGUUUUGGGGAAACAAAGCUUCACAUCUGGAAGACGCUACUGGGUGGUUCAGGUGGGAGAUAAAACAGACUGGGAUCUUGGUGUGGCAAGGGAGUCUAUUAAUAGAAAGGGGGCCAUCACGGUGCGUCCUGACAGCGGUUACUGGGCGAUCUGCAGGCGUAAAGGAGGCAGUCUGAGCGCCUGCGCUGGGCCCUCCGUCACCCUCCACCUCCAGGAAACCCCUCAGAAAGUGGGCAUAUUCCUGGACUACGAGGAAGGAUCAGUGUCCUUCUACGACGCAGAAAAAAAGACUCACAUUUACACCUACAGCGGCUGCACCUUCACUGAGCCUCUCCUCCCGUACUUUAACCCCUGUGUUCAGGACAGCGGGAAGAACACCACCCCGCUGGUUAUCUGUCCUGUGGAGGGAAGCAACAGCCAAAGACAGGACAUAAUCAUUGAGUCAGAUGUGUAAUGUGUCAUAAGAAAGGAUGAUGCUAACUAAUGUUUUGAAAGAAAACAGUGAUUUUAACAUUUUUUAACCUAUUUUGGUUGAUCAUUUAUUGUGUACAUAUAUGAGAAACGCUGACCUGUAACAGGCCAAAACCGUUUCUAAUAACACAUGACAAACAUGCUUUUACUGCCUGUAAGAUAUCAGAGCUGUUUGUUUUAUCAUUACCAGACUCAUGUGUAUAUAAAUGAAUAUUGAAUGUUUUAAAUAUUGUUGAAGGCACUGCCAAACUUGAAUCUAUGUGAAAUCCAUGUCCUAAACAGACGAAGUAAAACCUCAGAUACAAACAGUCAGACUGAAGAUAAAAGUCACAUUUUGAGAAAUAAAAACUGAAAUU
This is a messenger RNA of Toxotes jaculatrix (banded archerfish), 3903 nucleotides long. RefSeq lists its product as uncharacterized. Lineage: Eukaryota; Metazoa; Chordata; Actinopteri; Toxotidae. Bases 111 to 3530 code for a protein of 1139 amino acids. The transcript has 21 exons. Gene Ontology annotation, molecular function: protein binding; zinc ion binding. The record is from RefSeq and is a predicted model, not a curated record.